AUGGCAGAGGGUGCUGUUUUGAAGUAUGGCGAGCGCCAAGUUCGGGGAAUCUUCCGAAUGAAUUGGAUGCUCAAACCGGUGACUGCUCUUCUGUGCAAGAUUGAACAGUCCACACUUGUGAUAAACGAUCUCCCGUGGUAUGAGUCGGGAAAAGACGACCUCUCUAACGGUACCAUGAACACGAUGGAGCUAUUUGGUAUCCCAUUCAGGGAUGACUACCAUGCUUUGAUAGCAUGGUCAUCCAAUUCUACCCCAAAUUUUGCAGAUCAAAGUUUUUUCCAAGGGAUCUUUUCAGAUGGCCUUAUAGUCAUCGAGAAGAUGUUCAGAGAGAAGGCUGGGGCUCAUAUAUCCGACGUAGCUUUGGCAAUGUACCGGCAUAGCUAUGACAUAGAUAAUUUGAAACAGAUUGUUAUCUGUGACAUCGUCAAUGUUGACACCGUUGAGUUCUUCCAGGAGGAUCUGUACAUAGGAAAAAACAAUCUUGAUUACAGUGGAAAUGCAGGUGUUCAGAAUUGGCCACACCCCACGCCAGAAUACUUAGCUCUACUAGCAACUGAAAUCUGCUCGGUGGGGGUGAAUAUAGUCCUUGGGGCGUGGCCUCGUGGCACUCACUAUAUUGCCAACAUCCAGACCUCUGUGGGAGGCCGGCCCGGGGACUCGAAGAUCAACAUCCUGAUGGAGGUUGCCAAAAUACCCACAGACCUGACCAAGAUGCCUCAGUUGGCUAAGGAGACCAAAGCUGCCCUGCUCGAAGCUAUGGACAUGGACCCUCAUGUCUUGGACUCUGGGUCGAGCAAGGGUACAGAAUCGGGCCAGACUUCAGUGUCGGGCAAGAAUUCGGAGUCGAGUAAGGGCAAAGCAUCUAAGAAACGCAAGUCAGAAGAAUCAGAGGAAUUGGAAGGAUCGGAGACAUCAGCAAAAAAGAAGAAGACAGAAGUGUCCAAGAAACGUAAGGCAGAAGGAUCGGAGGUAGAGGUAGGGGGUGGAGCCAAAAAGAAGAAGGCAGGUGAGCCUCGGAAAUCAGGAAGAAUCGCCAAGAAGGAAGUAGAGAAGGCAGAAAAUGAGGCAGGAUAUGAUUCACAAAUGGAGGUGGAUGAGGGAGACGAAAUGGAUGUGGAUGAAGAGCAGACGCCGGCGAAGCCAGCCAAAAAGAAGACGCCAAGAAGAGCUCCAGUGCCGAAAAGAGGUCGCGGUAGGUAA
This is a messenger RNA of Penicillium longicatenatum, 1200 nucleotides long. RefSeq lists its product as uncharacterized. The transcript has a single exon. NCBI's taxonomy places the organism in Eukaryota, Fungi, Ascomycota, Eurotiomycetes, Eurotiales, Aspergillaceae. Bases 1 to 1200 code for a protein of 399 amino acids. The record is from RefSeq and is a predicted model, not a curated record.